AUGGCACCUGGCGCAAUUCAAACUGAGGCUGCGCCUGCGGGCAAUGCCACUUCCUUGAAGCCCACUGCACGCUCGUUCCACCCUACAGGCACUCCUGAUCCCUCCAAAUACCACGCCUCCUCAUCCUCUGAGGCCACAACAGCAGAGGCCAAGUACGCCGCUCACAACUACCACCCCCUUCCAAUCGUCUUCUCUCGCGCAAGUGGGUGCAGCGUCUGGGACCCUGAGGAGAACCACUACCUGGACUUUCUCUCGGCUUACAGCGCCGUCAACCAGGGCCACUGCCACCCAGAGCUUGUCAAGGCGUUGACCGAGCAGGCUUCGCGAUUGACACUCAGCAGCCGUGCGUUCUACAACGAUGUGUUCCCACGCUUCGCCGAGUAUGCCACAAAGCUGUUCGGGUUCGACAUGAUCCUGCCCAUGAACACGGGCGCCGAGGCUGUCGAGACCGCCGUGAAGAUUGCGCGCAAAUGGGGAUACAAGGUCAAGGGCAUCCCUCAAAACGAGGCUUUGAUCUUUUCUGUUGAGGAGAACUUCCACGGACGAACAUUUGCUGCCAUCACCAUGUCUACCGAUCCCGAGUCGCGCGAGAACUACGGCCCCUACCUACCAAACAUUGGGAGUGUCAACCCCACAUCAGGCAAGGGCAUCCGCUACAACAACGUAGAUGAUGUUCGCGAAGUACUCGAGGAGCAUGGCAAGAACACUGCUGCAUUCCUCGUUGAGCCCAUUCAGGGUGAGGCGGGCAUCGUCGUGCCGGACGAUAGCUACCUGAAGGAGGUUCGCGCUCUCUGCGACAAGCACAACGUACUCCUCAUCUGCGACGAGAUCCAGACUGGUAUUGCGAGGACUGGUAAGAUGCUCUGCCACGAGUGGAGUGGCAUCAAGCCAGAUCUCGUCCUGCUAGGCAAGGCCAUCUCUGGCGGCAUGUAUCCUGUAUCGGCAGUACUAGGAUCAAGGGAGGUCAUGCUCACGAUUGAGCCUGGUACACACGGCUCAACCUACGGAGGUAACCCUCUGGGUUCAGCUGUUGCUAUUCGUGCUCUGGAGCUCAUCCAGGAGGAAAACAUGGUUGAGCGCGCAGAGACAAUGGGCCAGAAGUUCCGUCAAGGCCUGAAGGACAUCAACAGCCCUAUGAUCACUACUAUUCGCGGCAAGGGUCUCCUCAACGCCAUUGUUAUCGAUGAGAGCAAGACAAACGGCCACAGCGCGUGGGACUUGUGCAUGCUGUUCAAGUCGAAGGGUCUUCUGGCAAAACCCACUCACCAGAACAUCAUCAGGUUGGCACCACCUCUUGUCAUCACUGACGAACAGGUUGAGAGCGCUCUGAAGAUUAUCAAGGAGGCUAUUGAGGAACUGCCAAGCCUCCAGGGCGAGAAGGAGGAGCAAGUCAUCCCUGAUCCUAGCGAGAAGAACGUUCACAUUGGAGUGGACAACUGA
This is a messenger RNA of Boeremia exigua, 1440 nucleotides long. RefSeq names its product ornithine aminotransferase-like protein. The coding region runs from base 1 to 1440 and encodes 479 amino acids. Gene Ontology annotation, molecular function: L-ornithine transaminase activity; identical protein binding; pyridoxal phosphate binding. The record is from RefSeq and is a predicted model, not a curated record. Gene Ontology annotation, cellular component: cytoplasm. The transcript is spliced from 4 exons. Lineage: Eukaryota; Fungi; Ascomycota; Dothideomycetes; Pleosporales; Didymellaceae.